AUGAUUGCAAAUGACGGUGAUGCGUCUAUGAGCCAAUCGUCGAAUGCGAGGUCUGAUAGUACAGGUCGUACUUCAAUGAUAGUCGCUCGGGCCCGUAACGUACCCCUACAUGACCGAUGCAGUAUGUCAGACAUGGCACAUCUGAAGGCAAUAUUCGAUUCAGCUUAUAGAAACAAGUUGCUAGCCAAUGAAUUCAGAACUGUACUCAGAACCUUGUUGAAUGUCGAAUAUGAUGAUGAAGAAUUCAAAAUAUUAUUUUUGAAAAUUAAUACAAGUCGCACGGGCGAAUUGGACUGGGACGAGCUGGUGUCGCACCUGAUCCUGGGCUACUUCGGUAACGAUGCGGAGAACCAGCGGGAAGCACUCCAGCCUCCUAUCAUGGGCCUACCGGUUAUCCUGCGCUCGCAACACAGACAUCCAAUUUCGAGGAUAUGCUUUUGUCCAGAUGUUGCCAAGGAUCGAAGCACAGAUCCAAUGCAGGGUACGUACAUAACGGCGAGCCGCGACGGCAUGAUCAACUGGUGGUCGCUCGACAUGGUUCUGUUGAGGACUGGCUACUCCACCAGCCCUCACCUGAAGGUGCGCACGACGUGGGUGACGGACAUGGUGUGCAUGCCGGACGUGAACAUCAUCGUCACCAGCUCCACGGAGCGCGACCUGCGCUUCUACGACUGCACUGCCAAAACGUUUAUCUUGAAGAUCAUCAUUACCAGCUGGGAGUAUAUGAUCUGCACGAUGUUCUAUUACUUCAACAAGGACGACAUCGACCAGUGCAAGUUGAUAUGUGGAGACGCGGCCGGCAACGUGCGAGUUCUGCUGUUCUCGGCCAGAAUGCGCGGACCCUUUCGGAACGACGCUGGUCGGGCUUUGAAAAUUUUACGACACGUUGACCUUCAAAAAAGGCCACACAUGCUGCCGGAGCUGCGCGUGGUGGACCUGGUACACCUGCACCCGGAGUGGGUGCGCCAGGUGUCGUACUACGCGUCGCUGCACUGCGUGGUCUCAUGUGCUACCUGCCCCGACUCACUGCUCAUGUGCGACCUGGAGGGCUCCAAGACGCAUUACAUGUUCAGAGUUGAAAAGGGUAUACAAUGUUUCGCGUUUGAAGAAGAGACGCACGUGCUGGUGACAGGCGGUCCUGACUGCGUGGUCCGCGUGUGGAACCCCUUCGUGCCCUCUAAGGCCAGCGUGACCUUCAUCGGCCACCACGCUGCUAUCACCUGCUUAGUGCUGCAAGAGAAAGGACGUACUGUCUACUCUUUAUCCAGAGAUAGGACUAUUAAAGUUUGGGACGUACAAAGCCAAGUAUGCCGACAGACGUACAUCGACAUCCCGUCAGUCCUGGGCGAGCGCACGCCUAUAUCCGCGGUGUACAACCCAGCCACGCGCGAGUUCAUCCUCGCAGCCAUCAAGAUAGCCAUCGUGGUGCUGGACGAGCAGCUCAACCCGCUGCACACGGACGGGUACACGCACUCGCGAGCCGUCGCACUCGUUCUUUAUAACCCGUUGUUCAAAGUCAUUAUUACUUGUGGCACGGACAGUAUCAUCAUUAAUUGGAAUCCGGUAACAGGUAAACGCAACGUAUUAAUACGUGACGCACAUACGCGCCUUCUGCACGGCGAGCUGAUCCCGGUGGAGAUCACCGCCUCCUGCUUCGACCCUGGCUACCAGCUGAUGUUGACUGGUGCCAGGAGUGGUGAGCUCAAGGUGUGGAAUUUCAACACGGGCGUGUGCAUGAGAACGAUGUCUAUCGCAUACAUGUGUGAAGUUACCAACUGUUUUUGGGUGGAGGGCAGAAUCCUAGCGAUUGGGUGGAACCGCCAUGUGGUGGAGUUUGAGGACUCGGGCAUGUCGGUGCAUGGCAAGAGUUGGGAGACUCGUCACACAGACGACGUCCUGGCGGCGGCGGUGCGGCCGCCGCUCACGCUGGCCACGGCCAGCUACAACUCUGAGCUCGUGCUGUGGAAGCUGGAGACCGGCCAGCCUUACAGACGGUUCUCGUGUACGGAGCCGACGCUACGCAUCAAGAUGCACUUCGGCAAGCGGGAGGCGCCCAAGCCCGCGACUCCUGCCAUGAGCCCCAGAAAAUCAAUCACGCCUUCAUUCCGGAAACCUACUACGGGAGCAUCUCGCGAGGGCGUGGAUCCGUCGGCGGCCAUCAAGAAGGCGACGGCGCGGCGCGUGUCUACCGUGUCGAUGCCGACGCGCGCGCAGAACAUGCGGCACCUGGCCGUGCACGCCAUGAUCUUCCUGCACACGCGGCCGCAGCAAACACACGUCGCUUCCCUCCUACUCGCGCUGGAGAACGGCACAGUGCAGUGCUGGUCAGAUCACUCGGCGGGUGGAUACCAAGGCUCAUUCCAGGUUAUUCACAUGGCGGGCGACUACGCGGCGUGCUUGGCAACUGACAACAAUAAUGAGUUCCUUUUUACUGGUACCACACAAGGAUACCUUAAAGUAUGGCUUCUAAGUAACUACCUCAUCAACGAUACGGUACAUGUAAACAUGCCCCGGCUGCGCCUGAUGUUCCCGUUCCUGUGGCGUGACCGCAUCGAGGGUCGCGCCAAGCGCAGCACUCGCGACCAGCCGAAGCCACUCUUACUGAACAGCUACCGUGCACAUCUGCGAUGUGUUUCGUCGAUAGCUUAUAUUGAUGAACUCAAACUGGUGUUCACUGGCAGUUCAGACUACAGCGUUCGACUGUGGCGUUUGUCCGGUGAAUACCUGCAGACGCUGGGAAGCUUCCUGCCGUGGACUCUAGAGGUGACUCGCUUCCCCCCAGACGUGCAGAAAGUCGCCAGCUCCACAACGUUCAAGGUGUGGCGCGGCGGGUACGUGUCGCGCUACGUGCCGGGGCAGAAGGAGGUGGACAAGCUGCGCGACAUCACCGACCACGAGCUCAAGCACAAGACGUACGGCGCCUCGCCUGCAGAGCCGCUGCUCGGACAAUACUACGCGCUGCCAGCGCGUCCGGAGCGGCAAGAUCCAAUCACGCUUGAUGAUUCAUUACCUACGAUCCCUCUAUAUUCACACCUGCGUAUGGCGUCGUUGCAACCGGUGCGGCGACCGCCCUCUCCUGAGCUGGUGUGCGAGACUCGGCUCAAACGCGGCAAACCUGGUCCCAGGAAGUCGCACUUAAACUUUCCGGUGGAGCCGCAGACACAAAGGCACAGCGACUCGCUGAGCCACAGACAGUCUGACGAGCACACCCAGCGACGGCCCAACGCUAAGAUCGACGCAAAGACUGAUGCCAAGAUCGACACCAAGACCGGCACCAAGACCGGCACCAAGACCGGCACCAAGACCGACACCAAGACCGACACCAAGACCGACACCAAGACCGACACAAAGACCGAUGCUGAGGCCGACGCGAAGACUGACGCAAAGACUACACGAGAGCCUCUCUCGAAAAAGUAA
Molecule: messenger RNA, 3417 nt
Organism: Helicoverpa zea (corn earworm)
Lineage: Eukaryota; Metazoa; Arthropoda; Insecta; Lepidoptera; Noctuidae
Product: WD repeat-containing protein on Y chromosome-like
Exons: 18
Coding region: 1-3417 (1138 amino acids)
Molecular function (GO): protein binding
Source: RefSeq, a predicted model, not a curated record